Messenger RNA from Aspergillus melleus, 345 nucleotides. RefSeq names its product Zn(II)2Cys6 transcription factor domain-containing protein. The transcript has 2 exons. The record is from RefSeq and is a predicted model, not a curated record. Gene Ontology annotation, cellular component: nucleus. Gene Ontology annotation, biological process: positive regulation of transcription from RNA polymerase II promoter by galactose. Bases 81 to 302 code for a protein of 73 amino acids. Gene Ontology annotation, molecular function: DNA-binding transcription factor activity, RNA polymerase II-specific; zinc ion binding; RNA polymerase II cis-regulatory region sequence-specific DNA binding. NCBI's taxonomy places the organism in Eukaryota, Fungi, Ascomycota, Eurotiomycetes, Eurotiales, Aspergillaceae.
UCUUUCUCUCCCUCCUUCGCGCAACUCCCGAAUCUUCCCUUUCCUCCUUUUGUACUUCCGUCGCUCAUCCAUCCUUGUUCAUGGACGUUCCGGGCCCGGCCUCCAAAGACCGUCGGGGUAAAGCUCCGGACAGACCAACCAAACGCCGUAAGAUUGCUGUCGCCUGUGAUGAAUGCCGGACCCGCAAGGUCCGAUGCGACGGCAUCCAACCGGUAUGUGGGCCGUGCGUGAAGAGGUCCGAUCAGGGCGUACAGUGUGUCUAUACGGGGGAGCCGGAGAAGAAACGUGCAGUGCGAAAGUAAGCUGUUUGAUGGUGGCCGUCAUUGGCUGGGUUCAAUUACUAAU